AUGUUAGUGGCCGGGGAGCCACCGACGAUUCCACAACUGGUGGCGGCGGAAUCGGGUGUUUACCCGCCGAGUAUGCUGGAUGCUACUUCGCGAUUGUUUGGAGACCGGAAUCUGAAGGAAUUGGAGAGUCAGAAGUGGCAAUGUGCUGCAGCCGCCUUCUACCCCGCGAGCGGGUGGUGUCACCUCUACGACCAGUGCGACUCCAUGGAGAUGGAGAGCACCGCUGUCAACCUCGUCCCCGAGGCGACGAAAUGGUGCAAGGGCACGUUGGUGGAGGAGUGGGACUGUGACAAGGUGGAUCCUGACAAAUGCCAGGACUCCUACACCAGGAGCUUCGAUGGUCACUACUUUGUGCAAUGCUCGGUGACCAGCAACGGUCAGUGCCUCGCGGGCGGCGGGCUGUGCAAAGAGAAGUGA
Messenger RNA from Durusdinium trenchii, 417 nucleotides. The record is from the annotation of a GenBank genome assembly. Lineage: Eukaryota; Dinophyceae; Suessiales; Symbiodiniaceae.